AUGUCAGAGGACCGCCGAAUCGAGCGCGACCUGCCGAUGUUUCUGGUAGUUCAGUUUAUAGAUGAACAAAAAUCUGUGUCUGUUAUACCACAGAAUUGGUACAGUGAUGGCACAACCUUUUGGCCAAAUUAUACGAGCGAUCAAAGACUCAACAAAGCAGCAAGAUAUGCUGAGGAACCAGGCCCAGACUGGACCAAGUACGAUGUUAGAGUACUAAAGUCCUACGGAGAUUACAUGUCUGCAUGGCAAGGGAUGAAGAAGUCUUUGAUUUGUCAAACUUCAGAAUUGGAUACAGAUGGUGAGGAGGAUAUAGGCAGGGUGAAAAGAGCAACUAAACCAAUCCACUACUAUGGUGACACUGACUAUGAAAGUGAACAUGAAGACUUAGCUAAGAAAACAAAAAUUCCCUUGACAAGAUCUUCAAAACCUCAACAGUCAACUGGACCUCGCAUGUUAUCCCCACAUUCUGCACCUCAGGUACCAUCACCACCUUUACCUUGUCGCUCACCACCACAUUCUUCGCUUCAGGUGCCACCUCCUUACCAGUCACUAUUGCUCUCUGAAAAUACAUCUCAACAAAUUUCCAGGAACCUUCCAAAAAUGCAAAAUACUUCUGAACUCUUCAGGCCUACUUACAGAGUGGGUCGAUGUGGAACAGAACCAAUACCUUGCACUGCUGCAGAUCUUCAUAUCCUCACAUUGCUUGAACAUGUGAAGCACCAGCUGUCACAAUUGGCUGUCAUGAUCAGUUCACUAUCUGGGCGGCUAAACAUUGAAUGCUCACCUGAUAUGCCUGAGGAGGUCCAGUUUCCUUUACAAUCAUUGGAGGAAGUGGAUGAUUUUGAAGCCUGGUUGAAACAACCAACCAAUGCUUUGAAGAAAAAGAACAUGAUUUCUGUACUGGCAUCUAUUGGAGGACAAGAUACCAAGAGUGUCACUUGGAAUAUUCUUUCACAUAUUUUUGGAGAUGAUGUUGCAAAAAAGAUAAACUGGAAGGGAGUGAAUGAAAAACGGGCCUUCAGUCAAAUGGCAACCAAAACUCUAAUUAUGCAUAAGUAUCAAUAA
Messenger RNA from Erpetoichthys calabaricus (reedfish), 1065 nucleotides. RefSeq lists its product as uncharacterized. The transcript has 6 exons. The coding region runs from base 1 to 1065 and encodes 354 amino acids. Lineage: Eukaryota; Metazoa; Chordata; Cladistia; Polypteriformes; Polypteridae. The record is from RefSeq and is a predicted model, not a curated record.